AUGGGAGGAACGCGAGGUCGGCGACCUGCGAGAGGCAGAAGAGCCGAGAACGUCCCUUCGUCUCCCAAGAGUCUGGCUUCUGGGGUCGCGGCGUCUCUCUCAUGCUCCGCGCGGCGCCUCGGCAAGUCCGAGGAUACGAAGAGUGGCGGAGAGAAGAAGGGCCAGACAGCGAACAGCCGAGGUGAGACUCCAGAGACAACGACAGGGUGCGCAGACCUCGGUACGAUCGAGGCGUCGUCGAAGAGGCGACGACCUGCAGAGAAGGGCAAACCUUUGCCUCUUCCGCCUCCUGUUGCCUGCGCGCCAACCGUGGCGACCGCGUCUCCUCAAGGGACACCGAAGAGCACUGAGGAUCUGUCCGCAGCGUCUCCUCUCGCGUUCUCCAAUUCUGCUUGUCCCUCGGCCCCUCGGCCCUCCGUCGAGCCGCGCCCGCCGGCCCGGGACCUGCGCGAAGGGGACAGUGUGGGGCGCGCGGAGACACAUGUCUCCUCGCCGGGGCAUUGUGCAGGGCCGGCGUCGCUCCCGUUCUCUUUUUCCUUCUCCUUUACCCCGCGACAGCGCCUGCCGGCGGUCGAUCCGCCUCUGAAGGCCGCGAAUCUCCAGCUGCCCGACGACGGUGGCAUCUCGAGUGUGGGGUUUGAGCCGGCGGCCUUCUUGGGCGUUUUCCAGAACGACGUGCGCGGUCACUUCCCGCCGCUCGACUCGCGGCCAAGUCUGCAGGAGACAGCCUCCCAGAGACCCUCGACGCUCGCCCGGUCCGUCGGCGCCGAGCCGAACUAUCUCCGACCGCGUCUCCUGCGCCCCCUGCGACUCCACGGCGUCCAGGCGCCCGCCGCGGAUGCGGGGGCCUCGCCUCCAGAGACAGGCCAGUUCCGCGCGCUGGGGGACGCCCUGGCAGCCGAGCAGCCGCGCCCGGGUGCUGAGGCCGAGGGGCUGCUCGGACGCGAACUCGCCGCAGACGUGGACGGAGACGUUGGCCUCCUCGAAGGCGGCGACGGCGGCCGCAAGGGCCGAGACGAAGCCGGCGCCUCCAGCCGGCGCGUCGGCUUCGCGCGACUCCGAACCUUCGACAAAACGAACCAGGUCUUCCAACUGUCGGCGGAGGAGGAGGCGAGUCUCCUGCGUCUCGCCGAAGAGCAGCACGAGCGGCUGUUCGCAGACGAGGGCAAGCGCCGCUGGCUCAAGCAGUGGGUGGAGCCCGCGCAGGCGGGUGUCUCCGGGGCCGCGGCCCUGUCUCCCUUAGGGCGCGCGCGGCAGACGUUCCUCAUCUCGCCCAGCCCGGCGUGGGGAGCGCCCCUCCCUGCGCUCGCUGAGGAACUGACGAAGAAAAAGUUGCCUCUUCCUGUCGCCUCGAAAGCUGUUCGCCGCCUCACGCCUCUCCCCGCCUCCCUCGUCUCCUCGACGCCGGAGGCGAAGCUCACGGAACCUCGCGACGGCGCCCAGCCAGACGCGCAGAGGGCAGCACGGUACUCCGACAGGUUGCCCGCAGAGAAGGCUGAGGUGGACGCCGGCGCGAGUACAGCUGGAGGCCCCGAGAGUCCAGCAGCCUAUGGGCUUCAGCCCAGCGCAGACGCCGGGGCAGAGCCAGUGCGCGGAAGGCCGCGGCGGGUCGUCAUUCCCAGGGGCGCGUUCAAGAGUCACGACGCUGUGCGUCGAGGAGAAGCUCCUGUUUGUCUCCGCUUUCUUGCUGGUUCCCAUGCGUCGGCUUCGCCUGAGACUGCUAAGGGCCUCACGUCUUCUUCUGUCCCUGAUGCGGCCUCUGGUACUUCGGAGACAGACCCCACACGCGCCCCUGCCUCAGCUCCGACUAUCUCCGGCGUCUCCACUGUCUCCCCUCCUGCGGGCUCCGACCCUGUGCGCCCCGUGGCGCGGCCACUGUCUCCCGCGGUCUCCGCAGCCGCUGCCUCUCUUGCGCCCUCUGUCCCCUCCGUUCCGCGCGGCGAGACACCCGAGAAGGCCCGCGUCCCCGCGGGCGCCGCGGACGCGGUCGUCGAGGCGGAUGCUUCGCCUGACCCCACGCGCGGAGGCGCGCGCCACGGCGCCCUCCAGGUGGGGGCUGAGCUCGAAGUGGAGAAGGAAGACGACGAAACGAAGGAACGAAACCUGUUGAUCUUCUUGUGUAGUUUAGAGCAAGCCAUCUGUCAGUGGGCAGCAACUGCGACGCUCUGUCACCACUCGCUCUUUUCUGAGGAAGAGAGCGCGAGACGCCCUUCGGCGGUGGUGACAGGCCGCGGCGGAGACCAACGAGGCGCUCGCGAGGAGACACGCGGCGCGACAGCGCGUCUGGCGGCAGCUGCGGACAGGAAGCUGCAUGCAGUCUGUUCGCGGAAAAUCCUGGACGACGCGCAUGCCUUCUCGCCUCUCCUCGCUUCCUCCUUGGCCUCGGCGUCCUCUUCGCAGCCUUCAAAAGACGACAUCUCCUCUUUCUGGCGCGCCUUGCUUCCUGUGAAACCACCAGACAUGCCGCUGGAAGAAUUCGUUGUGUGGUGCCAGCGACCCCUUGGCAUGAAUGUGUCGGAGUACCUCCGGAUUUUGUCGGGGCACGAGGCCCUCGAGUGUCUCCCAUCGACCACACAGUCUCCAGAGGCCCUCGAGUGUCUCCCAUCGACCCCACAGUCUCCAGAGGCCCACGAGUGUCCCCCACCGACCCCACAGUCUCCAGAGGCCCUCGAGAAGGCAGCCAUGUCGAUGUGUCCCGAAGAGAAGGAGCGCGACCCUCGUUCGCAGGAGAAACGCGGGAGACGCCCGCGGCUCUCUCUUACAUCCCCAACCGGCACUUCGUCGCUCUCUUUGCCCUGUUCUUUUUCAGCUGGUGCUGCGACUGAAAAGUCGCGAAGAAGCGACGCCUCUUCUCUCAGACGUUCUUCGACCUCUGCGUCGCUCUCAUCUUCUCCCAGCUCUCCCUCCUCAUCUUCUGCUCCUAUUGCUUCUUCAGCAGACUCCCCUGCAGGACCCGUUUCUUCCUCUACGUCGCCUUCGUCUUGUUCUCCUUCGUCUGCUUGUUCUCCUUCUUGUUCUCUCUCGUCUGUUUCCACGGCAUGUGUAUGGCAGCACCUGUACCGAUGGUCAGAGGCGAAUGCCGCGGACUUGGGCGCCGUCCUUGAUGGCUACGUCGACUUCGACGAAGAGCGGCGACGCGCGCUGAAGAAACAGAGACACCUCCAGAGACAGUUCGCCAUCUACAGCAAACUCUGCUCGACGAUGCGGCGAAACUUUGCGACUUUGCUGCCCCGGCAGCUGCGCACAAUUCGAGCGGGGAUGUUUUUCACGAUUUCUCAGAGUGCCCUUUCUCACGGUCGAUUGUUGAACCUCGUCUCGUGGCAACCGCCAGAGUCCCCCGCCCUUCCCUUUGCGUCUCUGUUCCUCUCUCCAUCUUCUUCUCUGUGUUCGUCGUCCUGUGCUUCCUCGGUGGGUGUGCCAUCCUCCUCCGAAGAGAGGCCAUUGAAGACGAACGCAUGCAGUCUGCCAGUGGCCUCGCCUCGCGGCAUGUCUGCUCCCACUGUCUCCACAUCUCUCCUUCCGCCUGUCGCAGAAGGUGGAUUUCCGGCGAACGCAAAGGCGCCGGAGAGAGCGACGGAGCGAGCGGACAAACACGAGGAAGGCGAAGCGCGCGCCGCUCGGUCAGGCACCCGAAUUCUGCGACAAAGAGGCCUCGUCGCAGCUGAGUAUUUCGCGGAUCGGGAAGGCCUUCUUCGGGACCUCGUCGCCUCCUUCCCGGGGCGCUCCAACGCCCAAGGGGAUCGCGGCGGCGUCUCCGGAGGGCCGACGGGCGAGGCCGAGGCCGAGGCCGAGGCGGGGGAUCCAGAGGAGACAACAGGGUGCGUCGAAGCGACGGGGAAGAACCGAGCUGCUCAUGCAGGUUUUCGAGUCGGAGAAAACACUCACACUGGUAAAGCUUUCUACUACCUACGAGCCGUCGACGCACUCGAGAAACGCUUCGAGGACAUGCACGGCGUCGCCCAGAGACAACGCGACCGCCUACAAGCUGUCGCCGAGUUCGGACUCUUCCCCCCCGCUCCAGAAGAAAUCCCCCGCGGCUGUCAAGUCUGGAGAUGUCUCAACCUUACUUACGCGACCGUCCUCUGGCUUCUCUUCCAUGGCGCCUCAGCUUCUCUGUUGGUGAUGCGAGUCUCUCGCCUUCGGCCCCACCCGGAUCUGCAGGUGUGCCUCCACAGUCUUCAAGUGGAGAACGCAGUUUUCUCUGUGCGUCGCCAGCUCGCCUCUUCUCCCUCCUCUCUUGCUCCAUCUCCUUCUCGCCUUUCUUCUGUGCUUCCUCUCUCUCCACACUCUUCUUCUCGGCGAGAGGACCAGGCAGCAGAGCGAGACGGUGGGGACAGACGAGACGUCUUGGCGACGGAGACAGGAGACAGGAGAGACACUCUCGGGGAGAAAGAGAGACAGCUCGUCUCAGAGCUCGUGGGCCGGGCGUUGGCAACAGCCCGGCGCUUGGCGGGAGAGGAGGAAGGAAGCGAGACAAAGCGAGAAGGAAGAGAAGAAGAGAGAGAAGAAGAAGGACUUCCGGCAGUCCAAAGACCUGGCAGUCUCAUCGCCGCGAAAGACGCAUACCUCGCCGGUGAUCACUUGGUUGAAAUCGCCCCUCACCUCGAAGACGUCUCGCUGACUCAACACCUGGAGAAGCACGGUGUUUACAAAGGCGAACGCGACGUGCAGCGCGUCCGGCAAAUCAUCUUUCUGCUCAUCAGGCUGCUGGAAGAGGCCCCAGACCAUUCGGUUCUUUUGCCCGUCAAGACCUCCCGGGUGUAUCUACGCCAGCGCCGCCUCGUGCUCUACAUCGGCGUGCCAGCCUCCGCCGCAUGCAUUCCCCUCUCGGCGUUGCUGAGCUGUAGGUCAGUUGCUUCUGCGCCGCCCGAGUCGAGGAGAGAGAAGUCGGAGACAGCGCAGGGAGCAGACGAGAACGCGACGGCGCGGGAGGCGAACAGAGUGCUUGCGAAACAAAUCGAAGGAGCGAAACAAGAGGAACUCGAAUACGUUCUCUCUCGCGACUUCGGCGUCUCAGUGUUAGACGCCAUGAGACAGCCUACCGUCGCCUCUGUCCUUGGAUGGACGGAGCCUCUCGACAGUAGGCUACCGCCGGAAUGCUUUCCUUGUGACCGCCUCUCUCUCACGCCUUCCUCUGAGCGAGCGAGUGGGGACAGCCCUCGAGUUUCCUCUUCAUCUUUCCUUCCGCUCUAUCCAACAAAGCCAGUCGAUGUCUCUAAAGCCCACACUUGGAUGUUGGGCGUCUUGCUCUACCGAAUUGUUUGCGGCGAAGAGAAGCCAGUCUCCUCCAGUGUCGCUCGGGCGUCACUAGCCUCUUCUUCUUCGUUGUCGGCCGAGACAUGCCCUUUUGACCUUUCUGCAUGCAGCGAUGAAAGCGCGAGGCGUUUUCUCGCGUGGUGCCUGACUCCAGAUCCGCGGCGGCGGCCUCUUGUCAGAGACCUGCUACGUCACCCUUUCCUCGCUGGCUUGGGGGACUCGUACGACGCGACUGUGCACCCGAGUUCGCCGCUGGGGGGCGAGGAGCGAAGAGACAGGAGACAGUUGUUGCGGCGCGACGGCGCUUUAGAGCCGAGCGGGGAGUCCAUGCUGGACUGCGGUGGCAGUUUCGACGAGUCGAAGGCCAGGACAGAAGCCUCUUUUCUGGGAGAGAGCGACUCAGAGCCUGCAUGCAGUGAGCGCGCCGCAAACGCAUGCGACGAACACAACGCCUCCCACACUCCACGGGCCAGCGCCGGCGCGCGAAGAAGCGCAGAUGCAUGCAGGCCAGGCGCAAGCGGCGCAAGCGGCGCAAGCGGCGCAAGCGGCGCAAGCGGCGCGGCCGGGUGGGGCAGACCCUCGGGAGGCAGUCGGAGGUCGAGCGUCCCCAGACUCCUCGAUGGAAGCUCCUCAGACGCCUCCCCAGUCGCUUCUGCGAGACGGCGCCGACGCGCAGGGGCGUCCUCGCCCGUCCGCGAUCCGUGGGGGAGAGGCUUGCGAGACAGUUCCGCCUCUUUCUCCUUCUCAGCAGGCGCGGCUCUCAGGCGCACUUCCGAGAACACCCAGCCGCGGCUCAGGGGAAGCCAGUCCCGCAGGCCUGCGAGCGCCUCAGGCUCCGACAGACAUGCCCGAGAAGGACCGGAGCGCGAAGGGGAGACAGGCCUGAACGCGUCUCCAGGCCGAAGCGGAGAGACGGACGCGGCGAGUCCAAAGCGCCGGUCCACGAUGCACGGUUCCCGACUGCGGAGGCGGUCGUCGAGCAGCGGCAGAGGAGAGAGAGAGAAUCGCAGGAAGAGCACAGGAGGCAGAGUAGACAGCAGGCGACACAGCGCCGGAGCCUCGCCCCAGAGAGUCAAAACCUUGCCGUCCCCUCUGUCUCCUGCGACGACACCUCGGAGACGCGCAGACGAGGAGACACGAAAAACGCAACCUGACCAGCCACGAGGGUCUCGGCGCACCAGCGCGCGCUCGCAAACGUCGGCCUGUGCGUCUCCCGCCAAACUGCAUGCAGCCUAUGGGCGACAAGGGGCGCGCGCAGCGGCAGGUACGCAUGCACUGCAUGCAGAAGCUUCGGCGUCCUUCACUCCGGGGUCUGUGCGCCGGCGCCAGCGAGUCUCGGAGUCGUUGCGGCGGAGCGGGCGCGAGGUGAGGUCUUCCUCGCGAGUCAUUGGGGACGAAGAGGUAGAGCGGGUGGAGACAGGCAGGAGCCUCUUUUAUCGUCGAAAGAGAGAUUCGGAGACAGGCUCUUCACCGGUUUCGCAGCGGAAGAAGCCGCGAGGCGAAGCUCCGGUCGACGCGCUGCUGUCUCGAAGCCGGAGAGAACAAGGUGGAAACACACGUCUCCUCGCCUGCUCAGAAGCUCUUUUUGGAGACGUCGAAAGAAUGGUUCCCGAACUCAUUGGCCGACAACGUGACGGCCGCGAAGACGGAGUCGCCUUUUACGGAGGCAACGACCCUCUCUCGAUCGGGCUUCCCAGCGAAGAUGACGAAGAGUGGCGCGAAAGCUCCCAGGAAGAAGACGAAGAAGAGUGA
Messenger RNA from Toxoplasma gondii ME49, 7008 nucleotides. RefSeq lists its product as hypothetical. The record is from RefSeq and is a predicted model, not a curated record. The transcript has 13 exons. Gene Ontology annotation, cellular component: spindle pole centrosome; spindle midzone; spindle microtubule. Gene Ontology annotation, biological process: mitotic spindle organization; regulation of cytokinesis; protein phosphorylation. Gene Ontology annotation, molecular function: protein kinase activity; ATP binding. Bases 1 to 7008 code for a protein of 2335 amino acids. NCBI's taxonomy places the organism in Eukaryota, Apicomplexa, Conoidasida, Eucoccidiorida, Sarcocystidae.